Messenger RNA from Trichogramma pretiosum, 8004 nucleotides. RefSeq names its product titin-like. The transcript has 3 exons. The record is from RefSeq and is a predicted model, not a curated record. NCBI's taxonomy places the organism in Eukaryota, Metazoa, Arthropoda, Insecta, Hymenoptera, Trichogrammatidae. Bases 46 to 6708 code for a protein of 2220 amino acids.
UUCAAGCUUACUUGAUAUUUACGGAGCACGUAGAAUCACGAGCGCAUGUUCACUUUUCUUAAAAAGAUGGAACGAAUCUUCAUGAUUCACGUUGCUGCGGCAAUGGGAAUAGUAAUAUUGGCAAUAUUGUCAACAACAGCAGCAACUGCUGUUCAUUCUUCCGUGCUACAUAGCAAAAGUUCGCCUUACCAAGAGCAUGGUGGUUUAACCGGCGUUGUAAAACUUACUCCAAGUUAUAAGGAACAAUUUUCGUUAACAAAUGGUUUAAAAUCAAGUGAAAAAUCAAGUAAUAGUGCAAUCAAUUUGCUUCAAUCAAACACGGAUCAAGAUGGUAUUUACAGAAAUGAUAAGUAUUUAAGUUUACAGCCAAGUAAACACGUUUUACAAAUUGAAUCGAUAGGAAAUAAAGAUAAACAUUCGAGUACUUUAAAAUCUAUAGAAAAUCCAAUAGGUACAGAUAAUAUUUACGACGAUAAGGAUUCAUCUAAGGUUUUGAAUGGAUUAAAGAUUUUGUUGAAACACGGUGAAGCACCUUCUGAAGAACGGUCCGAUUAUAAUUUAGAAAAACGCGAGAAAUCAAUUCAUCAUAUGUCAAAAUUAAUACCAUCUGACGCGAAAAGUCAUGUAACUACGUAUGUAACAUCACAGUCUUUCAGUGGGGUACCUGAAAUGAAUACUUUGGAAUAUGUAAUUUCCCAAAAAGAAUUAGAAGAACCUGACUCAUAUAAAAUAUUUGGAGAGACUUUACCUGGAGAUUACGAAUCAAAAAAAUUACUGACGAUUCCAAUACAAAACUAUGAUGAAAAAUACAAUCCAUUAUUAGAAAAGCCACUGGAGUAUAAAUUCUUUAAAAAAAGUGGAAGUAACGAGAUUCCAAACUAUGAUGAGAUGUUCCCUCAAUAUCGUAAAAAUCAGAUAAAUGAAUUUCCGGACCAACGAAUAUUAUAUAAAUAUUCAUCAAAAUAUCCAUACAAUGAUGAUUCAACACAAAAAACAGUAACCAGUACAAUCGAAUUUAUUGAUUCACCCAAAUUAUACGAUGAUAAGACUUUAUCAAAACUUGUUCAUCAGAAACAUGCUAGGCAAGAAGAAAGUUACGCUUCCGAAAGGUUAGAAAAUAAUUAUGAGGUAAUGCAUCAUCAACAUAAACUAACCAAACCAUUACAGAUGACGAUUGAACCUUCACAUGUAUUGCACGAAAACAAAAUUUACCAAAUAAAUCAGGAAUUAUCUUAUCCAUCUACAAAUUCAGAUGAAGUGAAAAAUUACAAACUAAAAUCUUCUCAUCCGUAUAAAAUAAUAACUCAUCACUUGAAAGAAACAAAGCCGGUAGAAGAUGCGACAAAGCCGUUUCUUUCUAAAUCAGAACAUAAACCCCAGGACAUAAAAGAAGAAAGACAAGGACAUCAUGGAUCUAAACAUGCUAACACAAUAAAUAUCAUAAAUAAGCCAGAGAAGACAAGUAAAUCUUAUGAUGAAAACCAUUAUUAUAAGAUAAAAAUUAAGUCAUUAAUUCACGGAGUAAAUCCAGAAGAUUAUUCUGGUGAACCAGAUUUGAAUGAGUUCGAUGAAGUUUAUCCGUCUCAAGAAACCGAGGAAUCAUUCAGUGACGAAUUCCCUUACUCUGAGCCUGAUAAUUUUGAAUCAAAUAUAAAUAACAAUAUUUCAGAUGAGUCAGAAGAAAAAAUAUAUCAACAAAUAGAAUCACCAACUUACGAACCAUCGAUUCAAGAAAGUACUGAUUCAUCAGAAAAAAAUUUGAAUUAUCAAUAUCAAGGGAUUCAAAGCGACAUACCUAUUGAAGCUAAAUACAUACCAAAUGAAGAUUUUCUGAAACCAGCUCGCAAGGAGCCCAUGCCAUAUUCCGAUGAGGUACCAACUAAAUCAGAAUAUCAUUAUGUGCCUGAAACAUAUUAUACAAAGCCAGCUGAACCACUAGAAUAUAUUGUUAAGCCAGUAAGUCCAGGGACACAAGAGCAAAAAGUAAUUCAUUAUCCAAGGACCGGAAAUGACGUACCGAAGUAUACGAAAUAUAUACCUAGUGGAGAUGAACAAACACGGAUUAGUAAGAAAACUAUUCCAGAUACAUAUGAGGUACCUACAAAAAAAGAAUAUUAUAACGUACCAAAAUCAUAUUCUACAAAACCAACCGAACAGGUAGAAUAUUUUGUUGAGCCAGCGAGCCCAGAAUUCGAAUACAAAAAACCAGUAUUACCAAAGCAACUAGUAGUUCAUUAUCCAAAUGUCGAAAACAAUAUAUCAAGAAAAAAUAAAAUGACACCAAAUAAGGAUGCACCAACAUCAGCGAGUGUAGUACCGAUUGAAGAAUAUCAUGAUUCACAAGGUGAGCCAGAAUAUUCUGUAUAUGAACCAAUGAUUCCAAAAUACCAGCCAAAUCAAAGUAUGCACAAGGUACUAUCUAAACCUAAUAAUCCUCACGAAAGCCAAGUACAUAUUAAGAAAUCCCCUGAUCAAAAACAUCAAGUAAUUGGCAACAAUGUGCCGAAACACAUAAUACCGAAACAAAACGUCGAAGGACUGAAGUCACCAAAGUACAAUCUUAUUUAUCAUCCACGUAUGAAUAGCGAUAUUGAGAGUGUUGAUGAGACUAAAUACGUACCAGAAAAUGGAAUUUAUGCGGACAGUCAGAAGCACAUACCAGAUUUAUAUGAACUACCAAUUGAGUACAAAUAUGUGCCAGAAACAUACACCGAACCAACCGAGACAGUAUAUAAUGUAACAAAGCCAGAAAAUCCAGAAAAAGAAAAAGAAACAUCACCACUUAAUGAGCCAGAGUCGCCAAGGCGAGAAGUGAUAUACCAUCAUGGACCUGAAACAUAUACCACGGAGCAUAGCCAAACGGAAAAGUAUGUAAUUGAGCCUGCGAGUCCAGAAACUCAAGGCUCACCAGAAGAAGAAGUUUAUUCACCAGAAAUCGGCAGCGAUGUACCAAGCGACGUAGACUCUAUCCCGAGAGAAGAAGAACCAAUGCCCGAUAGCAAAGAACCUACGCCAUAUUCGCAUGAGGUCCCUACUCACCCGGAUUACCAUCAUGAACCCACAACAUACACAUCGGAACCCAACGAACCAGAGCAGUAUGUAAUCGAACCAUCGAGUCCAGAAACUCCAUAUGAAGAACUGGGCUCACCAGAAGAAGUAGUUUAUUCACCGAAAAUCGGCAGCGAUGUACCAAGCGACGUAGAGUAUAUCCCGAGAGAAGAAGAACCAAUGCCUGAUAGCAAAGAACCUACGCUAUAUUCUCAUGACGUCCCUACUCACCCGGAUUACCAUGAUGAACCAAUAACUUACACAUCGGAACCCAACGAACCAAAGCAGUAUGUAAUCGAACCAUCGAGUCCAGAAACUCCAUAUGAAGAACCAGGCUCUCCUGAAGAACUAAAUUAUUCACCAGAAAUCGGCAGUGAUGUACCAAGUGAUGUAGAGUAUAUCCCGAGAGAAGAAGAACCAAUGCCCGAUAACAAAGAACCAACGCCAUAUUCUCAUGAGGUCCCUACUCAUCCGGAUUACCAUCUUGAACCAAUAACAUACACAUCAGAACCCACUGAACCAGAGCGGUAUGUAAUUGAGCCAUCGAGUCCAGAAGCCCCAUAUGAAGAGUCUAUGUUACCAGAAGAAGUAGUUCAUGAAUCACCGUUCGAUCAAGAACUUUACUCAUCGAAACAAGACGUCGUUCAUGCUCCUGUGGCUAAUAGCAGAGUUCCAAAUGUUCUUGAACAAUCUCCCUCUAGAAAUGGAAACUUUUUAAAACUUGGAAAACAUCAGCCAAACCAUGUAGUCCAUACAGUACCAUCUGAAAGAAAUAAUCUUCAUGUUCAACCAGCUCAUAUUACUAAAUCUUCGGAACCCAAAUUUACAAUUUUAAAGCCAGAAAAGCCAGGACAUGUAUAUAAAGAACCAAAGGUCAUGGGAUCUAAAACACCGAAAUCAGAUGUUAUUUCAGUGCCUGAAAUCAACAGUAACGUGCCGAAAAAAGACGAUACAGAACCGUCAACGGAUAGUAUAAUUCCUUCAUCCGCGUCCAAAGAUUCGCCGAAAAUUACGUAUAAGACACUGGAUCAACAAGACAAUUAUGAUAUGCCAGAAAUAUAUUCCGAAUCUACGGAGCCAGAGCAGAAUAUAAUUAAGCCUGCGAGUCAAGAAUUUUCAUAUGAAGAGCCUGGCUCACCGGAAGAUGUAGUUUAUUCACCUGAGGUAAAAAGCGAUGUACCGAACGAUGUAAAAUAUAUUCCGAGGGAAGAACAAGCAACACCUGUUCAUGAGGAACCAAUACCACAAUAUCAUGAGGUCCCAACACAGCCGGGUUACCAUCAUGAACCCAAAACAUACGAUACAGAGCCUACGGUACCAGACCAAUAUGUCCUUGAGCCGGCGAGUCCAGAAACGUCACAUGAAGAGCCUGGCUCACCGAAAGAUGUAGUUUAUUCACCCGAGGUCGAAAGCGAUGUACCUAGCGAUGUAAAAUAUAUUCCGAGGGAAGAACAAGCAACACCUGUUCAUGAGGAACCAAUACCACAAUAUCAUGAGGUCCCAACAAAGCUGGAAUACCAUAAUGUUCCUAAAACUUACACUAUGGAGCCUACGGUACCAGACCAAUAUAUCGUUGAGCCAGCGAGUCAAGAAACUCGAUAUGAAGAGCCUGGCUCACCGGAAUAUGUUGUUUAUUCACCGGAGAUUGGAAGCGAUGUACCAAGCGAUGUAAAAUAUAUUCCGAGGAAAGAAGAACCAACACCUGUUUAUAAGGAACCAAUGCCACAAUAUCAUGAGGUCCCAACACAGCCGGGUUACCAUCAUGAACCCAAAACAUACGAUACAGAGCCCACAGAACCAGACCAAUAUAUUCUUGAGCCGGCGAGUCCAGAAACGUCACAUGAAGAGCCUGGCUCACCGGAAUAUGUAGUUUAUUCACCCGAGGUCGAAAGCGAUGUACCAAGCAAUAUAGAAUAUAUCCUGAGGGACGAAGAACCAACACCUUUCAGUACAGAACGUAUGCAGUAUCCUCAUUUGGUCCCAACACAGCCAGCGAGUCCAGAAACGUUACUUGAAGAGCCUGGCUCACCAGAAGAUCCAGUUUUACUUAGCCAACGUUAUACUUAUUCUUUAGAGAAUGUAGACGAUAUUCCGAGAGUUGGUUUAAAUUAUGCUUCAUACAAUGGAAAUGUUCCGUUUAAGCCGAAACAUAAUUUGUAUCAAGUUUCAUCCAAACCUUAUCUUUCCCAUCAACACCAAUCGCAUUUUAGUCAACCCAUAGAACUUAGACACCAAGUUCUUUCUAAAUCUGAAAGUCUUAAUAGUAAACCAAUUUUCAACGGAUUAAAUUUACCACAAAAACAAGUUUUCAUUCAUUCGCCGGAUAUGAAGAGCGAUAUCUCUAGUGUUAACCAUAUGGAAUACACCCCAGAGGAUAGUAUACAAGUACCAACGAGCAUUGAUAAGUCACCUGAUAUGUUGACAGUACCAACACAGAGCGAUUAUCCGCUUGAAUAUGAAUUCCAUUUUGUUAAUCCCAUCGAAGUUUCUAAUUAUGCAGUUGAUCCCUUGAAACCAAAAACGAUACAUUCUUUUAAUCCUGAAGUAUAUGAUAAUGAUCUUAAAAUUUCGAGAAAUGCUGAAGAAACACCGAUGUAUAUGGAACCUUAUUUUCCAGAGCAAGAGGUCGAAGAUGAUCAAACACAAAGGCAUCUUAUCGAGCCAAAUAUUUCAUCUCAAGAUAUAAAAUUUUUAUACAAUAACAAACCUAACUCAGGACCAUCACAAUCUAGUAUUAUUCAUACAGGAAAGUUAUCUUCUUCAUCUAGCAUAUUAACUCAAAAAACAAUACAUCAAACUGUACCACAAUCUUACGGACCAAUGCCAAGUAUAAAAUUAGUUAAUGAAAAUUCACCACAAACUUCUUCGAUUCUCAUUAAAAAGCUUAGUGAAUCUAUUAUGAAUGAUAAUCCACGUAAAAAUUCAGCUGAUUUCGUAGAAAUACCAAUUAAUAUUGAUGUAUUACGUAGUUCAGGUUAUGAUUCUUCUGGUAGCAUGAACACUUUAAAUCAAAAUUCUUAUGAUAGACCUAAAUCAUCAUUGUUAGUUCAUGUUUUAUCAAAAGAUAAGUCUGAAUCUUCGCUCAGCAAACCCAUACAUUCACUUACAAACAAUAAUCAAGUUACAAAAAGCCAACAGUAUCAAACACUUGAAAAGCCUGACCAAUUUGAAAUUGUAAUUGAAGAAACACAAGAUUCUCCAAGUACUUUAUUAAAUGAUGGUAUAUACUUUACACGGGACUUGAAUACUUCUCCGAUUCAGUAUGAAAUCGUUAGUCAGAGACCUGAAUCAAAAACGUUGUAUACAGGACCUGAUUCGUACUUUACAACGUAUGAAACUAGAUCUAAUCCUAUAACGGAUGUUCCAAGAGGAGAACAAAUAUGGACCGUUGGGUCAACAGGUAAACUUCCAUCAACUCUUUCCUCGUUAUCGUCAUCACAGAAAAUAGUCAAUCAACCAAUAAUUGAUGGAAAUGACGGAAAAAAUAGUAAAUUAAAAACUAGCCGCAUCUCAUCUCAUUCGGUUCUUCUUCCAUUUUCCCUCGUCCACAAAUCUAUAUCUGAUUCGAUGUCAACUUCCUCUUCAAUUUCUUCAAGUAAAAAAAGCUCAUCGUCACAAAAAUCAAUAUCGCAAAAAAAGGAUAAAAGUAGUAAAAAGUAAGUGAUAGUUAUAAGUUCACCAGGUUUUGUAGUCUUAGCGCUACAAAAAAAUUAAAAUAAGAUUAUUAAUCAUAAUUAAUCAGUUAUGAUUUUAGACAUUUGAGACAUAUGAAUGAUUUCAAUAGAUUAAAUAGAAGGUUCAAUUGUAAUUGAUUGAGAAGUUAAAAAAAAUCUAAAGUCACCAAUUUUAUAAAUACAGCAUUUUUUCUUACAUAAUUUGAUUAGAUAAAUAAACAUAGGAUAGAAAUAAAAUAAUUAUAAUAUAUAUUUGUCUUUAUAUAAGAAUUUAAUUAUCAUAACCCUGCCGGAUACAUUAAUAAUAUGACAAUUGUAAACAUAAUAGUACCAAUCAUAGAAGUAUAGAUAAUAUCACCUAAAAUAUUCAACCAUCAUAUAUAUUUUAUCUUCGCAAUAAAAUUGAAGCCAUAUUACUUUUAAUAGUCGUAGUAAACAUGCGUCCAUAGAAUAUUUUUCUAGAUGCCCGAUAUAAUGUAUAUAUAGAUAUAAAAUACAAAUUAUUAUACAACGUAUAGAUAUAAUCGAUUUUUUCAAUUAAGAGAUAAGUUUACAUGUUAAUAUAUUCAUUACUCUAGUCAUUUCAAAUCUGCUCAAGAUAUUGGUUUUAUUUGAAACGUUUUGCGUUGUCAACAUGCUUAUUCAGAGCUAUAUAUAUAUUAAUUAUAUAAACAAAAUGAUUUGUCGACACUGGCUCUCUAUGCACAACUAUUUUUCUCGUGGCAAAACCAAAUUUAAAACAGUAAAUUUUAGUUCAUAAAAUUCUAUUAUAUAAUUUUAAUAGUGAAAACGUUAUUUUUCGUAAACUUCUCGUCGUUUAGAAACGUUUAUUCAAUGUGCAGAAUUUCAAAAAUUCUACUAGGUUUUCUUGCGAAGCUAUCUAGCAAAUUUCAUUCAUAUUUACAGUAUUUUACGCCUGAUAAUAGACCUGAUGGAGCUAAUUGCUAUUAAAAUAAAAAUUGCAACCUUUUCGUUGUAUUUUGUAGCUUGGGAACGUUUGCGAAUAUACUUAGCUCUUACGCAUAUGAUAUGUAAAUAAAACAAAAAUAUAAUGAUUCUAGCGGGAUAAUGCCUUUACUAUUACUGUACUUUAAGUUUUGAUAAAAAAAAUUUUCUUCUACACAUUUAUGUAUAACAUAUAUAAAUUUACAAUAUAUAUCUUUCUUAAUGCUUAAUAGUUGACGAGUCGUGGAAGUUCUAAUUAAAACUGACCACAGUAUACCAUCAAUAUAUCUGGAACUUUUUAUUUUUCAUUAGAAAAUAAAAUUAUUUUAAAUUAAUA